Messenger RNA from Teleopsis dalmanni, 360 nucleotides. RefSeq lists its product as uncharacterized. The record is from RefSeq and is a predicted model, not a curated record. Lineage: Eukaryota; Metazoa; Arthropoda; Insecta; Diptera; Diopsidae.
UGGAAUCAUGUCUACGAAUAAAAAUGUGACGGUGUGGCAGACAAGCAAUAUGCCGCUAUUUUCUCCUCGAAUAGAAACGUGGUCAAUCUGGAAGAAGAAACUGGAAAUUCACAUAUGCGUAUUAAAUUGUGAAGACGACAAAAAAAAAGCUAUCCUAUUGAAAGCGAUCGGUGCGGAGCCGUACAGCAUUUUACAUAGUAUGUGUAGUCCAACUCCACCAAUUCAAAGAAGUUACAAAGAGCUUUGCGAAAUAAUUAAGAGUCAUUACACUCCACCAACUAUCAUACUUCAAGAACGAAAAAAGUUCCAUGAAGCUUUCAAGCAUGAGAGAGAAUCUGUAUCAGAAUGGUUUGCUCGUGU